AGACUCUUCUUAUGAUAAGACAAAAUUCUUGAUAAAUGAGAGAGAGGAAAGAGAAAAGGGAAGAAGGGGUUUGGUUUUCUUUUUCUUUUGAUUUGUAAUGUUGUGUUGUUUGCAUCAUUUUGCCAAUUCACAGUGAGUGAGAAAGAGCAAGAAAAUCUUGAGAGAAAAGGUAAGAAAGAAGGAAAAUCUUAAAACCCUUUGAAAAAAUAAUCAUGUUUGAUGGAGUUCCAGCUGACCAGUUGCACCAGUUCAUAACUACUUCAUCUACAAGGCCUUCUUCUCUUCCUCUUCCUCUCCCUUUUCCUUUUUCCUCUUCAUCUCUUCAACAUCACUAUCACCAUCAUGCCUCCAACACCGGUAUUUUCCCUACUUUUGAUCCUUACACUUCCACCCCUCUUCCUUCUCAACAAGUUCUACAGCUCCCCCACUAUCAUUUUUUGCACCCAUUGCACCACCACCAGCAAUACUCACCAGCCCAGAAACAUCAUCAAGAAAAACAAGACGACAAUAACAGCAACGGCAGCUUGGUGGCUAUGAAUUUCGAGAUUGAAAGGGAUAGAUCCAUAACGGAACCAGAUGAAAUUGAUGCAGCUUGGUCUAAUGAAGAAGUACUUGCACUGUUGAGGAUCAGAUCUAACUUUGAGAAUUGGUUCCCGGAAUUCACCUGGGAACAUGUAUCAAGGAAGCUUGAAGAGAUCGGGUACAAGAGGAGUGCAGAAAAGUGUAAGGCGAAAUUUGAAGAGGAGAGCAGAAGCUUCAACAGCAUUAAUAAUUACAACAAAAGCUAUAGAUUUUUGAGUGAAUUUGAAGAGGUUUAUAAUGGUCAUCAUCAAAACCAGGUGGUGGUUGCUCAAGAUAAUAACAAGAAGAUGGAGAAGCCACGAGAAGAAGAAGAAGAAGGAGAAAAAUACGACGAGAUGGAAGGUGAUAUGUUGGAUGAAGAUUCGAAGAAAGAGGAGAUAAGUGUGGGGCAUCCAAGUGAGGAUAAUGAGACAUUGGUGGAGAAAUCAAAAGGCAAGAAGAAGAGGAAAAGAAAGGAGUUUGAGAUGUUCAAAGGCUUUUGUGAAGACAUUGUAAAGAAGAUGAUGGCCCAACAAGAGGAGAUGAUGAAUAAGCUUCUUGAAGACAUGGUGAAGAGAGAUGAAGAGAAACUUGCCAGAGAAGAAGCUAGGAAGAAACAAGAGAUGGAUAGGAUUAAUAAGGAGCUUGAAAUUAGGGCUGAUGAACAAGUCAUUUCUGGUGAUAGACAAUCCACCAUAAUCAAAUUCUUAAAGGCCUUCACUUCUUCUGAAACUCUGUGCUUUGAUAAGGUACUCAACACUUUAAAUUCGUCCACUUCAUCUACACAAAACAAUCUAGAAAUGCCCACUUCAGCUAGCCAUCAAGUUUCAUCUUUUUCUCCAAACCAAAGCAGUCAAGUGACAUCCUCUUCAGUACCACCCGAGCCUUUAGCACCACAAGACCCCGGUUUAAAUCUAGCUGAGCCUUUAGCACCACAAGACCCCAGUUUAAAUCUGGCUCCAAUCCAAAACCCUAAUUCUCCCAAAGCCCGAGACAUGCAAAACCCACCAACAACUUUUUUCUCAAAACAAAUUGCCACUCAAAAUCAUGGAAGUACCAUUGACAAAGAAGACCUCGGCAAGAGAUGGCCAAGAGAUGAAGUGUUUGCACUGAUAAACCUAAGGUGCAGCCUCUACAACAAUGGAGAAGACAAAGAAGGAGCGGCGGCGGCGGCGGCAAAGACUCCAUUAUGGGAGAGAAUUUCACAAGGGAUGUCAGAGCUUGGAUACCAAAGAAGUGCAAAAAGGUGCAAAGAGAAAUGGGAGAACAUCAACAAGUACUUCAGGAAAACCAAGGAUAAAAACAGGAAGAGAUCACUUGACUCAAGAACAUGCCCUUAUUUUCAUCAACUAAGCAAUUUGUAUAAUAAAGGAACACUUGUAGCACCCUCCGAUGCCACAGAAAACUGCUCCACAGCCUUGCCGGAAAAUCACCAUCCUUCUUCUUCUCAAGGAGGUUCUAGUGCUGAUUCAAUUGUUCAUCAAGAUGAGAAAUUUUUGGUUCAAGCUGAGCCUCCUGCAGCUUUCGAUUUUGAUUUCUAAUUUGCAAAUUUUUGUGAUUAGACAGUAACUUUUAUUGUAAUUUAUCUUAUAUGGUUUGUAUGUUGGAGGACAUAUAAAUAUAUAUAGAUUUGUUUUGAA
Messenger RNA from Mangifera indica (mango), 2201 nucleotides. RefSeq names its product trihelix transcription factor GTL2-like. Bases 213 to 2102 code for a protein of 629 amino acids. The record is from RefSeq and is a predicted model, not a curated record. The transcript has 2 exons. NCBI's taxonomy places the organism in Eukaryota, Viridiplantae, Streptophyta, Magnoliopsida, Sapindales, Anacardiaceae.